This is a messenger RNA of Sander lucioperca (pikeperch), 2947 nucleotides long. RefSeq names its product transmembrane protein 205. The record is from RefSeq and is a predicted model, not a curated record. Lineage: Eukaryota; Metazoa; Chordata; Actinopteri; Perciformes; Percidae. Bases 273 to 839 code for a protein of 188 amino acids. The transcript has 5 exons.
CCGCCUUCUACUGACACUGACUUGUUGUAAAGUGAGUUAGCAGCGAAGGCGAAGCUGUUAGCUACUGUCAGCAGCUAAGUCUACUACCAGAGCCGAAGACAUCUGCAACAAGCUGUCUGGAAUUCUUGUUCAACACAGAGGCUUUCAAGUGGAGCAUCAAGUGCCCCCCCCUCACAAGCGAAAGAAAGCAUUACUGGUCUUUCCUGACGGUGCUGUUUUGGAGACUACAGUGGGGUCCAGACUGGAGAAGAAAGAGGCUGAGCAGGAAAAGCAUGGCCGCUAACACUGAGCCCACGUUCACUGUCAAGCUGCUGCAGCUGCUGCUGCUCUCCACCUACUGGGGAAUGCAGAUUUGGGUCACCUUUAUUUCAAGCUUUGUAAUGGACAACCACCUGAACAGACACACUUAUGGGUUUAUCCAGAGUCGCCUUGUCCCAUUUUACCUCCACUUGGGUUCAGCUUGUGCCUUCUUUAACCUCACUAUCUACGCUGUGCAUCAUCCCAGCGACAUGCUGAACGACAGAGAAUCCUUUCAGAUCUUCAUCUUCUUUGUGUCGGUGACAGUCGCGGCUAUCAACGCUCAGUGGUUUGGCCAAAUGACAUCAGAAAUCAUGGCGGACAUGCACCUUAUCGAGCAGGCGUGCGGAUUGGGUCAGGACAUCGGCCUUUCGUCGAAUCGCGAAGCUUACGCCAAGCUGUCUGAGACGGACGUCAAAUACAGACACCUCAGCAGUCGUCUGUGGCUGUACAGACUGCUGUCCUCCCUCUGUAACCUCUGCUGCUUAGGCUGCAACUUCUACAGCCUCUGUUACAUCGCAGAGAACCUCGUCACACUUUGAACUGACACAUAGCAGCUGUACGGUUAACUCUUUGAAAAAUUGUCAGUCCCGCACACUGACUUUCAAAUCUAAAUGUAUAUUUUUGUACCAAACCUGUAAGUCAUAUAUUUAAUACAUAGUUUUUUGUCUCUCUGCGGUGUUAGGUAUAACAUACAAAGUCAAGUAAGCCUUGUUGUUCUCGUGCUUUGGGGAUUCAUGACAGGAUACAACUCCCAUGCUAAGAUUUUGGCCCUCGAUUUGUGUUGCUUUUGAAACAGGGCCACUAAAGCUGCAUUUCUCUCCUUAAGGUUGUAGGGCGACAAAUCAGUCUCUGCAAUGAGUAAUGCCUCACCUUUCACCUAGUGUGGCUGAGGCUGGUGGCUGCCUUGAUAUAUUCCCUUCACUUAAUAGUGUGUGAAAGAUUUAGUACCUUUCAGGAACCUAAAAGCAUUACAACAUUAGUGUUUUGUAAUUGCAGUACCAGAGAAAUUAUAACAGACAAUAGCCACAUUUUUUGCAUCUUGUUAUGUGUAAGCAAAAGGAAAAACAUAAAGAUAAAGAUGUGCUCCCAUGCUGCUCAGCCCUGCUCUUCCUAUUUGGGUGUAGUUUAAAUACUUUGUUCACAGUGUGGUAUCACAGGUUUGUCUGGCUUACCUUUAUGUUAACUUAAGUAAACUGAAAGGUUUACUAUCUUUAGCUCUCCUGGCUGCUUUUUUCCUAUAUGGUAUAGAAUCAAUUCUGCUUUUAGCCUUUUCAAACCACACUUGCACCAGUGUUUUUUUAUUGGUAUAUUGGAAUUGGGAUUAAUUGGUUCGUAAACAGUUCCAGUGUAUUGCCCUGUAAUUAUAAUAUAUAUAAUUUAAGCAGGUUGAUCUAGUUGUGAGAGUAUUGUUUAGACUUGCUGAGGUGAUGUGGGUCUAUUACGACAAUAGUACGGAGUCCCCAGAAAAUCACAGUGGGAAAAACUAAUUAUGUGUUCCUGUGUAUUAACUUUUGCGUUCCUUCACAAGUAGUCUCGCAUUGCCAGACCUAUCGCCACAGCGCGAGUAUGGUCUGGCUGCACGAGUUAACAUUCUGGUAUAGCUGGAAAAACGCUCUGGAUUGUUUGUAUUUCUUUAAACCAAUCACAGUCAUGUUGGGGCGGUGCUGAGACCCAAAUGCAGCCACGGUGCUCUUGCAAAAUGGAUAUAGAUAUAAAAUAGAGCUAAAGGGGAGGAGAAUCCCCGACGCCUCGGAUGUCAGGCUUUAAACCCACACCCCUUUCACUAAGCAUCCCAGUAUGACCAUCCUUGUAACCUUACAGUGCGCCUCAACUGAAAAUGACAUCAGAUCUAUAUAUAUAUUUAAAGAUUUUACAAAGCUGAAUUUCUCACGUUUUGCUCUGUUCUCUAACACCUCCAUGUACCGUAUGUCAGUCAUUAUGUGUUCAAACAGCUGUGGGAAAAAGUAUGCAGCCAUGAUUGGAAAUGAAGCCAAAUCAUUUUUGAGUUGUACUCGCACUAGAGUUGUGUUCUGUGCAGUACUCUUUUUAGGUGUCAGAUUUUUAAUUGUUUUUAGUCAUAGUAUGAAUAUCCUGGCGUUGGUUGUUUUGUGUGCAGAGAGGAUCUGUGGUGUGGUCAACAAACCUCUCCAUGCUAUGAUGACCUCUCCUUUUUGACUUGUCCUAGUUCACCUAAGUAGCUGCUUAGGUGAAACUCUUCUAUCUUUCUCCUGUUCCUUUAGUUUAUGUUGGCCUGUAAUACAUGUCCAUUAAACCAAAGUAAAAAAUGCCAUUAACAUCAACUACCGUUGUGUAAUCAGGUCAAAGGCAGCUGAGUACUAAUUUGGAAACUACUUUUUGUCCAGACCGAACUGAUAACGGUGACUCUUAUGUGCCCAUAACUGGCAAAUAUGUUGCACUAUUACCUGGUUUUAAACUGCACACAUUUUUUUUUUGUGUGUUGCUUAGCUCGGGCAGUUUAAAUUAAUAAAAAAUGUCAAUGCAAAUCAUUUAAAUGUUUUGUUCAUAAACAAAGAAGCUGUACACUUUAAUUUUAGAAGACCACUUUACAUUAUUUGGUGAUGUUUCUGCCAGUUUGUUAAUGUUUGCGAUAAUGUGUUAUAAUUAUAAUAAAAAUAGUUAAUAGUGG